AUGGAUUUCAGAUUCGAUUCUCCUUUAGCUUCCUCCUCUUUCGCCGCCGUAGUCUGUAAUCUCGCCACCGCAACUGUUGCUUCUCCGUCGCCAUCUCAGCCGUCCAAAUCCGGUCUUCCCCUCGCGCUCUGUAAUAAGAUGAGCGCGUCUACUAGUGAAAGAAGCCCUGUGCGUGGUAGUGCUAAAGGUAAAUGCACUUCAGGUUGGGCGGCUUUUGACCUUAAGCAUAAACAGAAAUCACAACUCAUCGAACCCAACAAGGUUUCCGAGGGUUACCCCUUGUUAUCUGGCCCCACUUUCCCCAACACCCUUUCCAACAAACAUGGAGUUCUAUUGGAGAAGCCCUUUUCGUCUGUAGUUGCAACUCCUUUAAAUUUUCCUUCCUUAGUUGACACCACUGAUGGUAACAAGAAAGGCCGAGCUCCAGUUGGUAAUGAUUGUCUCCUUAGUGCUCACAAUAUUGAGACUGAUAAUGAGUCCGUUGAGGUUUAUCAGAAGCUUAAGUGCCUUCAUUCUUGGGCGGAUGAAAGCUUGAUUCGGGAUGUCCUAGCCGGCGUAAGCGGUGAUGUUGAUAGUGCUCUAUCAUUACUGGGAGAUAUGCUAAUCUCUGAGAAUAAAGCUGCCGAGAGCAAGAAAGUCGACCCUAGUAAAAAUGCUAUUGUAUCCUUUGGCGUUGACGAUGGUUUUGUGGGAGAGAAUAAAGAUGCAAGCUUUACCACAGAUGGUUCCUUUAGUAACGAAUUCAAGGAUGAUUUAACUUCUGCGCAAUUACUGGGUGCUAUCAAGUCCUUACCCAUUGAACCGGAGGCUGAGUGGCAAGAGGAUGAUGUUUACUUAAUUCACCGAAAAGAUGCUAUAAGUAUGACCAGAUUGGCAUCACGUCAUUCUAAGGCCGCAAAUGAUGCAUAUUUGAGAGGUGAUCAUAAAGCGGCCAUUCAGUUGUCACUCAAAGCACGGGAAGAAUGGACUGCUGCUCAGAAGCUGCAUUCCAAGGCAGCCAAGGAAAUUCUGAAUGUGAGGAACUGCGAAAAUGAUCUAUGGAAAUUGGACUUGCAUGGUCUACAUGCAGCAGAAGCAGUUGAAGCAUUGCGUGAACGUUUACAAGUAGUUGAAUCUUUAUUUUCACCAAAUUGCUUGGCCACACUUGAUGCGGUCCAGAAGGAGUCAUGCGUGUCUCUUGCUGCAUCUAUGUCGUCCGCAGAUGUUAAGAUGGAAAAGUUUGGGAGACGGCUCCUUCCAUCUAGGCAGAGGCAAAACUUAUUACAGGUUAUAACAGGAAAGGGCAAUCAUAGCCGUGGAGCAGCUGCACUUCCAUCAGCUAUUCGAAACUAUCUCGGUGAAAACAGAUAUCACUUUGACGAGACUAGGUCUGGGAUGAUCAUGAUACGGCCCAAGUUUAGACGACAGUAG
This is a messenger RNA of Striga hermonthica, 1410 nucleotides long. The record is from the annotation of a GenBank genome assembly. NCBI's taxonomy places the organism in Eukaryota, Viridiplantae, Streptophyta, Magnoliopsida, Lamiales, Orobanchaceae.